Messenger RNA from Schizosaccharomyces osmophilus, 3309 nucleotides. It is a transcript of the gene gef2, whose product is annotated as RhoGEF Gef2. Bases 1 to 3309 code for a protein of 1102 amino acids. The record is from RefSeq and is a predicted model, not a curated record. Gene Ontology annotation, molecular function: guanyl-nucleotide exchange factor activity. The transcript has 3 exons. NCBI's taxonomy places the organism in Eukaryota, Fungi, Ascomycota, Schizosaccharomycetes, Schizosaccharomycetales, Schizosaccharomycetaceae. Gene Ontology annotation, biological process: intracellular signal transduction.
AUGUCUCCUGAAGUUUCCCCUCAUGAUACAAUUAAUUCUAUUCAAUAUGGUGGACUCUGGAUUUUCAGAAACCUAGCAUCGCAAAGCCCAUCUUUUCAAGAGCAGCUUUCGUUUUGCACAUUCUUCCAUCCGAAGAUUGGGAUUACCCUCUUAGCUUUUGCGAUUAUUGAAGACAACACGCUAGCUGUUUUUGCGUUAUCGAAGUUAGGUCCGGAUGCAUUUACGUUACCAUACUCCUUUUUCUCAAGAUUAGAAGAACUUUUUGAAAUGAUUGGGCUUCACUUGGAUUUUCAGGAGGACCGUAGAGAAGCUGCCCUUUGUGCAUAUGAAUUUCUAUGUACUGAUUCAGCUUCAAUAUAUACGGAAGAAAAUUGGUUGGAGGCUGCCAUUGAUCCAGGAUAUGCGGAGUAUGUGUUUUCCACGAUCGAUGUGUUUCAAUCUGAAGCAUUACUUCAUGAGUUAUUAUCAAUUGGACCCACUACUGUAUUUCACGAAUUUACGGUUGAUGUUUUGCUGGAGGGUAUUAUGAAUGAUGGUUGGUGGGCGGAUCCUUAUACAAAACCAUGGCGCUCGUUUUUAGGAAAUCAUUAUAUAUGUGAGAAGGACCGUAGGAAGGUCAACAGUCCUACUCCGAGUAUUGCCUCUGGUUCUGCAGCGGGUAAUAUGUCGUCUGUCUGGAAAAAGAAAAACCUUCUUUUCGAACUGAUGCGAACAGAAAGUACCUAUGUUACACGUCUCAGGCAUUUAUUGAACGAUUAUGUAGUACCGUUGCGAAGUUCAGCGAAGUCAUCAAAGAAGCUAAUAGGACUUUAUGAAAUCAACACCAUGUUCCCUCCAAAUUUAACAAAGCUGAUACAAAUAAAUUCAGCGUUUUUGGAUGAAAUUGAAGCAAUCAUGGCUGAAUUGGACGAAGACAGCGACUCUGCGGAUGAUAUAACUGACGAUUUUGAUUUAAGGAUGGCAACUUGUCUCUGCAACCAUUUUCAGGUGUUUGCUCAGCAUUAUCCCCGUUACCUUGAGCAAAGCAAGGAUUUUGGUGAGGUAUUAAACGCUGCUUCAAAAAACCCAAAGUUUUUGGACUUUAUCGAUAAAAUAAAAGUAAAAGCAAACCGUAAUGUAAGUCUAAGCCAACUAAUUAUGGAGCCUGUACAAAGGAUCCCUCGGUAUUUCCUUUUUCUGGAGCAAAUCAUUACGCUUACUCUUGAUGGACCUCCUCAAGGAACUUAUAUGCAUGCAAUGGAGACUGUUCAUAACAUUGCCGAGAUGCCCGUCGUUGAUGCCGAAGAGCGCUCGAAAGUUUUUGCUGGUCUUCAAUAUAUUAUUCCAAAUCUUGCCCCGAAUCUGAUAUCAAAUUCCCGAGAUUUACUUGAUUGUGUUGAUGUUAAUCGCGAAAUUUGGAAAAGCGGUCAGCUUUCCCUCGUUCCAUAUACAAUUUUACUAUUCACAGAUUGCAUUUGCCUACUAAAAAGAAACUCAAAAGCAUCUUUAGCUGAUGUAAUUUUGGAAUUGAAGGAGACAUUUGUAUUACCAAAGUCAUUUUCCAGAGAGAAGAGUGCACAGUAUGUUGCUUGGAAUUAUAUUGAUAACAUUGAGUUGACGAGAGGCAUUGAUGAAGACUGUACAUUAUGGCUUAUAUCUAAGUCAGCAUCCGCAUUCCCCUUUUUUAGUGAAUUUCCUCUUAUUAAAUUUGUUUCAUCGAAUGGUAAACUUCCCUUUGAAAGUUUUCUACGUUCUUUUCAGCAAGCUUUAGCGUUCCGCAAGACUCAAAGAAUGCUUGUUACUAGCCGCAGUUUUAACGAUUUUACUAUUUUCUACAGUUGCUUCACGCCUGUAUCCUAUGAAAAAGAAAAACAUCGGUCUUCGAUUAUAUGUGUUUGCAAUGAUGAGUAUAAUUCCUAUAAUUCUGAGUCUUUUCUCUGUGAGGGUAAUGUUGUUUUGAAUAUUCAGAGGCAAAAUGAAGGAUUCUUAGUGGAAGCCUUAACAUGGUUGGGUUUUGACUUGCCUUCAAGAUUAUUUGUUUCGGAUGCGGGUAUAGAAAAAUAUAUUUCUGAGUAUUUGAUUACAAUCAAGCGCAUGCUUUCUAGCCCUUUUUCUAAUCGAUGUUUUUCACAGUACGACCUUUAUGACAAUAUUCUUCAGUACCUCUUGCUUUCUAAAAGCAAUCCCAAGAAAGGAAGGCUUUCGUUGGUCGGACGUCCAUCCAGUCCUAUUAAAUGGGCAUCUGCUUUAAAAGGAACAUAUGGAGCCAAGGGAUAUUCCAAAUCGUAUGCUACACUUCCGUCACAAAAACAUAGCAGCAAUGACACAAACUUUGAUCCAAAAAGGUCAUUCGGAAAUAUAGCGAUGUUGCCUACAAAUAUUUCAUUUGAAACUAUCCUUGAAACUUUAAAAAGCUUUAAAACAAUCUUCUUGGGAAUUACAGAUUAUGGCGCAUUGUUGAAAGAAGUUUCGCCUAUUGAAAGCCAGCAACUUGAAGUUUUAAUGGGAGACGUUACUAGAGAAACACCAGACUUCGAGCGCAUACAACGGCUUCCCGGAGCACAUAUAUACUUCUUAUUUUGGAAGUAUUUGAAACUUUGUGUUGUUAAAAAAUACGGUUCUUUGUUGCCCUCAAUGUUCAUGCAGCGCUUGAGCAAUCAUGGAUAUACAGAUUUGUCAUAUAACCUAAAAACUUCAUUGAAAAAGAUAGAAGCUUGUUUACAAGAGCUCCCGCAGCAAAAUUCACGAACUCUGGAUGCAGUCCUUGAUAUCAUUUCAGAGUUACUUUUAGGGUUACCUCUUAGGGACCAGUGUGAAAUGCUUGUCGAGCAAAUGGCGAGCGUACUUUCUCCUCCUUUAUAUCGUAGAAGUGCCAUCGAAGUGAUACGUUUUAUGACAUAUUAUUACGACCAAUUAUUCAAAAAGGAUACCCUCGAUCCGCUAUGUUCCCCGUCGUCAAAGAAUGCUGAACGUUAUGGGCAAAAAGAAUACGAGGAGCAAGCAUCUCAGCAAGUUAAUGAAUCUUUCAUGGCCAAGGAAGUCAUUCCUGGUAAAGUGGAUCUUAAGGACUAUGAGCAUCUUCGGCAAAAUUACCAUAUGACUCUUGCAAAGAUAGCUCAAGUAAACAAACGGAUCAGCGGAAGUAAAGAGGCAAUGCCCGUUUUAUACGAUCAAUUAACACAUGAUUUGAAGCUAAUUAAGCAGUCUAUUCAAGCAAAUCUAGCUCGAAAACGAUGUGAAUUAGAUAUUGCUAAGUGGACAUUGAAGGAGUAUGAAGAUGCCAAACAGAAGUUGCCUAACAAUGAUUGCAAAAUGGAGUUUUUUCUAUAG